Molecule: messenger RNA, 2184 nt
Organism: Acanthaster planci (crown-of-thorns starfish)
Lineage: Eukaryota; Metazoa; Echinodermata; Asteroidea; Valvatida; Acanthasteridae
Product: UDP-glucuronosyltransferase 2B33-like
Biological process (GO): galactosylceramide biosynthetic process
Cellular component (GO): endoplasmic reticulum
Molecular function (GO): N-acylsphingosine galactosyltransferase activity
Source: RefSeq, a predicted model, not a curated record
GGACUUGAGAUUUCUGCAAACCUUUGGCUACCAGCACCAUUGGUUAUCAUCACGUUGUUGGGUGACACUCCGUGUGACUAUCGGCCACUUUAUGUUCCACCUUAGUUUCUGCUGCGGCGUGCUCUUCGAAGGAGAAAUUAGAUUGGCAAUCCACGCAGAGCUAUGGCUCUCUAUAGCACAAGGCUUCUCCUGGUAGUUUUUCCCAUGGUGGCGUUCCUCCUCCCUUGGCAAAGCGAGCUGACCCAGGCGGCGGGGCAGCAGCGACUCAAGCUCCUCUACUACACCGCCUCGGACGACGGAAGCCACCACCUGACCAACACCAAGAUCGCCGAAGCCCUGGUCCGGAGGGGCCAUGACGUCACCUUCCUCCUCAGCAGCAGCUGUACCAAGUGGAGAAACACCAGCGGCGCCAACCUGUUCAAGUUUUUCGUCUUCCAGUCAAGGUACACGGAGGAGGAACGGACUCAAAACCUGCGAGAGAUCUCCCGCCUGGGCCUGAGAGGAGAGCUGAGGGGCUUCGUCAAUGCCAUGAAAUUCUACCUCAAGCAGAGGUUUUUCGGCGACAAAAGGUCCAGCAAGGUGCUGUUUGAUUUCCACUUUAGCGAGUGCAACAGCCUGCUUGGGGAUAACACGACGAUACAAGCCCUGAAGCAGGAGAGAUACGACCUACUGGUCGGGGAGGAUCUGUCUGAUUGCCAGCCGCUCUUGGCGGAGAUCCUGGGCAUCAGGUUUGUCCUGAUCAGCGGAACGGGAAUUAUUCCGUCCAAGGGAAACUGGUACGGCAUUCCAAGGCAUCCAGCCUACAUUCCCGAGCGCCAUGUGGGACUGAGCGACACCAUGAAUUUGCCGCAGCGGACACUGAAUGCAUACGCGUACAUCAUCUACGACGCCCUCAGACGAGUGACUCUCUGGAAAUAUGAGGACCUCCAAAGGCAGUACAACCUCCGCCCGGAGAAGCGAAUGCCGGAGAUGUUGGCUGGGGCCCAACUGUGGCUCUUCUACGGGGACUUUGGGUUAGAGUACGCCCGGCCAAUGCAACCGAACGCAAUGUUCCUAGCUUCGCCGAUGCUGGGGCUUCCUUCCGAGGAAACGGUGCCACAGGACCAGCAGGAGUUUCUCGAUGCCGCCCACCAGGGCGUUGUUCUGUUUACACUAGGCGGUCACGUGAACGAGAUGCAGACUGCACAGGCUCAGAUGUUCGCGAACGGAUUGGCCAAGCUGUCGCAGCGCGUGCUCUGGCAGUUCAGUGGCAGCGUGUCACAUCUGCGCAUUGGAGACAACACCAAAGUGGUGCAGUGGAUUCCCCAACAGAAGAUCAUGGCUCAUCCCAACACCAAGGCUCUCUUGAGUCACGGUGGGCUGAAUGGCAUGUACGAGGCGGCUUGGUAUGGUUUGCCGAUGGUCGGCAUACCACUCUUUGGAGACCACUUCGACAACAUGGAGCGAGCAGUGUCCAAGGGAAUGGCCCUGCAGCUAGACAUUGUCGGGCUGACGGAGGAGGUCCUGUCCCAGACAGUCGAUCAGGUCAUCAAGGAUCCAAGAUUUCGCAAGAGGGCGCAGCACAUCUCGAGAAUUCUCCGCGACCAGCCAGUUAUCCCGUCCGAGAAGGCGGCCCACUGGAUCGAGCACGUGACCAAGUACGGUGGGGAGUAUCUGCGCCCUCGUGCGGCCGACCUCAGCUGGAUUGAGUACCACCUGGUGGACGUCUACGCAUUCCUAGUCGCCAUUUUGUUUAUUGUUCUUGGCCUCCUGUUCCUCUGCCUCAGGGUCUGUCUUUGGCUUGCUUGCGGCCGAAAUAAACAGGGCAAAAUCAAAAGUAAAGCAGAUUAGGAGAACAGACAAAUAAUCACCUUAGAGAGCACACAGCAAAACUAAAAUGUUGAGCUUUUUUCGCCGGCCGACAUAGGAAAUGAUCCUGCAUGCGGUAGUGGAUCGUUACCAACGACGUCUUACGGGCCCAACAUUUUGUUAAGAAUACUUUCCUUUCAUUUUAAACGAGUCCGGUAAGAUAACCUCAUCUACGGAAAGCUCACUGGGAUGCCACAGUUUUAGUAGUCUGCGGCUACGGGUUGGUAAAUGUGGACUUUUGAAGUCGGUCUAUGCACAUAUUGACCACUUUUAUAUCUCAGGGUGAUUUGGUGCCACUAAUCCUCCGAUGAACCAGACAGCAUUGUAUUUAAUCGA